Messenger RNA from Scheffersomyces stipitis CBS 6054, 594 nucleotides. RefSeq lists its product as uncharacterized. The record is from RefSeq and is a predicted model, not a curated record. The coding region runs from base 1 to 594 and encodes 197 amino acids. NCBI's taxonomy places the organism in Eukaryota, Fungi, Ascomycota, Pichiomycetes, Serinales, Debaryomycetaceae. The transcript has a single exon.
AUGUCUGAAUUCUGCGAAUACUCACUUGCCAAUUCAUUAUCACCUCAGUCAUUCAUUAAAUACAGCAAAUGGCAUGAUAAUGCUUGCGAUGAGACUUUCGAGUACUAUCGGGAAGUCUCAAACCAACCUAAAACACUUCGAAUCAUUCGUUUUGACUAUGACAACUACUACAUUAGCCAUAUUGAUCUUUAUACUAUUGUUGAAGCAAGUUUAAUAGUCGAUAACCAAAUUGAAACCUAUCCCAGGAACGCCUCUGGCAGACAUGACUUUGCACUCUAUGCAAAAUCCAAAUUUGGACAAAUUUUAACUCCAAGAUCUUUGAAUGCGUUCGACUUAUGGAUGGAACACAGAAGUGAAGAAUUUAGAAAUUGCUAUAACUGCUUUGAAGUUCAGCUUUCGUUCUAUGGCGAGGCAUUGAAGUUUGUUCAUUUCAAGCAUGUUUCACAGGAACACAUCUACUUAGAUUGUGAACAUGAUCAAGAAAGAUGGUUCUAUAAUACUCAAGAACAGUUUUAUCUCCGAAGAAAGAAAAAUGCAGAUAAGGAGAAAGAGUUUUUGCACCGCUUGGUUCAGAGGUUCAUAAGUAGUUUAUAG